This is a messenger RNA of Panonychus citri (citrus red mite), 1180 nucleotides long. Its product is annotated as piwi-like protein 1. Gene Ontology annotation, molecular function: piRNA binding; protein binding. Gene Ontology annotation, cellular component: P granule. Lineage: Eukaryota; Metazoa; Arthropoda; Arachnida; Trombidiformes; Tetranychidae. The record is from RefSeq and is a predicted model, not a curated record. The transcript has a single exon. Gene Ontology annotation, biological process: regulatory ncRNA-mediated gene silencing. The annotation marks the transcript as partial.
AGUCCACCUUCAGCUGAAUUUCCACCUAAGCCGUUGUCUUCAUCUAAUGUUUCCCGUGCAGCCGAACCACCGCUUAAAACUAAACCUUCGGGUUUAUUGACGAAAGUGGGGGAAGGUGGAAUAGCGGUUCGUCUUUUUAGUAACCAUUUUCGACUACAAACACCUCAAGAUGUGAUAAUUUACGAUUAUCAUGUUCAUUUCGAGCCGAAUGUUGAAUCAUUACGAUUUCGACGCUCACUAAUAUUCCAAAAUCGUGAAAUGUUCAAUAGCAGUUACAUAUUCGAUGGAAGUGAAUCGAUUAAAUCUCUCCAUGAGCUUACAGGACCCAUCACAGUUUCGGCAGUUGAUAAACAUAAUAAUGAAAAUAUUCAGAUUACAAUUAAACCCACAGGACGAAUUGCCUGGGGCCAUCCGGAGAUGAUGCGUUUCUACAACACCCAAAUGAAACGUAACCUGACUCACCUUUCAAUGACUCGACUUGGGAGAAAUUUUUUCGACAAAAAUCAAGCCAAAAGGAUUCCCGAACAUUCUGUUGAAGUCUGGCCUGGAGUUCUAACUGCUAUUAACGAACAUGAUGGAGGUAUUCUUAUGGUGGUAAAUUGUUUGAAUAAAAUAAUUCGAAAGGAAACUGCUCUGGAUAUAUUGAGAAGAAUCUGGUCUCAGAAUCGAGACAAUUUUAAAGACUAUGCUCGACGUGAGCUGGCAGGUUCGAUUGUCAUGUCAAAGUACAAUUCGAAAACCUACCGAAUCGAUGAUAUCAUUUUCGAUAAAAAUCCGGAAUCAUAUUUGUUUGAGCGAAAAGGAGAAUCUAUUAAUCUUGUUACUUAUUACUUCACUCAAUAUGCGAUUAAAAUUCAAGACACUAAGCAACCGCUUCUCAUGGUUAAUCCAACGGAUCGGCAACAACGCGGUGGGAUAACCAAAGAUCUUGUUCUGGUCCCGGAGUUGUGCCUUCUAACGGGAAUGUCAGAGAAUAUGAGAAACGACUUCAACUUUCGCAAGGAAUUGGAUAAGCACGUUAACCAAUAUAUUACAUAGAUAUACAUUUCUAUUGAUUGGAUAACAAUUAUCUAAUCAUUUACUUUAUAAAAUCAAUUAAUCGUUAAACUGUUUUUCUUUCAUUCUUCAGGUAAAAUUCUUAAACUGAAUCAACUCGAAUGGCAAUUUAAUCAUCACUAUG